CGCGGAACAGCCUGUGGUGGCGGUGCGAGGGGAGCUCCGAGCACUGCAGCGUGGGGAACCGCGCUGGGUACGCUUGGUUUGGUUUCAGUUUCAAUGCACCGAGAGCGAUUAACCACUUUGGGAUUGAGCGAGCCGUUCGUCACCGGCUCUCAAAGCAGAACACUUCCAGUCCCGACAGUGACUUCCAGGAAACCUGAAGUUUUGCCUUCUGAUUCUGAACCAGCCUUUCAACAAAGGUCAUUUUCAUUGUCUGUGGAGCAGAGCUGCACUGAGAGCUUGUGCUGAUGGAGGUGCCAAUCGUCUCUAUCACAUCACAGAAGGAAGCCAGGACAGCUUCUUGCCUGACUACAUCAGUGGUGAUUUUGAUUCCAUUCAGCCUGAAGUCAAGGAGUACUACAAGGUCAAGGGAUGUGAAUUAAUUGAGAUGAUGGAUCAGGACCUCACAGAUUUCACCAAGUGCCUUCAGAUACUCCAGAAAAAGAUAGAGAAGAAGGGUCUCCAGAUCGAUGUGAUUGUGACUUUGGGUGGACUCGGAGGACGCUUUGACCAAAUAAUGGCAUCAGUGGAAACGCUUUUUCAUGCAACAAAAAUCACGCCUUUGCCAGUGGUAGUUAUCCAGGAGUGCUCACUAAUUUACCUGCUUCAACCUGGCAAGCACAAGCUGCAUGUGGACACGGGACUGGAAGGUGACUGGUGUGGCCUCAUCCCCAUUGGGAACCCCUGCGAGAGUGUGACCACUACAGGCCUCAAGUGGAACCUCACUAACCAGAUGCUGCAGUUUGGAACACUCGUCAGUACUUCCAACACUUAUGACGACUCCGGGAUUGUAACCAUUGAGACGGACAAGCCUUUGCUGUGGACAAUGUCUAUCAAAAUAUAGGAUCAGCUACCUUUUCUGAUCUGAUUCAAUUCAAAUUACUACAGAAUUUCACUGAAUUAAGACAGUAAAGCUGUGCCAGAAGAUAUAAGCAGGCACUGAUUUUUAUGUACUAAAUGAAAAAGAGAUCUGAAAUAAAAGUCAUUUGAGAUCAAAUCAA
This is a messenger RNA of Neopsephotus bourkii (Bourke's parrot), 1037 nucleotides long. RefSeq names its product thiamin pyrophosphokinase 1 (gene TPK1). Gene Ontology annotation, biological process: thiamine diphosphate biosynthetic process; thiamine metabolic process. The record is from RefSeq and is a predicted model, not a curated record. Bases 425 to 880 code for a protein of 151 amino acids. Lineage: Eukaryota; Metazoa; Chordata; Aves; Psittaciformes; Psittacidae. The transcript is spliced from 8 exons. Gene Ontology annotation, molecular function: thiamine diphosphokinase activity; thiamine binding; ATP binding.